Colletes gigas is the source of this 1829-nucleotide messenger RNA. RefSeq names its product TBC1 domain family member 10A (gene wkd). The record is from RefSeq and is a predicted model, not a curated record. The transcript is spliced from 5 exons. The coding region runs from base 428 to 1498 and encodes 356 amino acids. NCBI's taxonomy places the organism in Eukaryota, Metazoa, Arthropoda, Insecta, Hymenoptera, Colletidae.
CUUUUGCCAAGGAAAACUAUCGGUUUCAAAUAUAUUUUUAAUGUCUUGUGUCCACUAAUCACUGUUUUAUUUUUUCUCAAGCAAAUUAAGAUCAAAUGAAGUGGGAUUCGGAAAAGUAAAUAUAGUUGCGUUCAUUGUACUAUUUAAAGCUCAGUUAUCUUACCUAUAGUCCACUUAUUCUAUUGGAUAAUCGUGAAUGAUUGAACGGAAUUGUCCAAUUAACAAGAAAGUAUCAGAGAACUAUGUUUGGCAAUAAAAAGAAUUCCAUUGCGUUGAAAUAUAAUAAUCAAUUUUAGCUGAUAUGAAGAGCGUGAUUGUCAAAUACGACAGAAGUAAAAUAUCAUGGUUUUUGUUGAUGUACAGCACGUUCUGUCCAGUUUCUUCGAUGAAUUUUUUACACAUCACCGAUGACGAUUAGAAAGAUGCUAUGGCGUCCUCAGGAUCGCAUAAUGGCGAUGCAGAGGCUGAGAGUGAUAAGUUCGAGGGGUCAAAAAUUGAUCGACAUGGUUUCCUUCAGGAUUCAAACUGUAGCACAGAUAGCCUUGGGAAACAAGGAAUACCACCUGAGGUAAUGUUACGAAGGGAACGAAAAUGGAUACAGAUGUUAAACAAUUGGAGUUAUUUCAUGAAUGCAAAUUAUCGUAAAGUUCGGGAAAGAUGUCGAAAGGGCAUACCACCUUCCGUUAGACUUCGUGCAUGGUUAAAUCUCUGUGGAGGUCAACUGUUAAUGGACACAAAUCCAAAUUUAUUCGAAGAAUUGGUAGAACGAUCUGGCGAUCCAAAAUAUAUAGAUGAUAUUAAAAAGGAUCUACAUCGACAAUUUCCACAUCAUGUGAUGUUUAUCGGAGAAGCACCUGGUCAGGAAGAAUUGUUUAAAGUAUUGAAAGCAUAUUCGAUAUUGAAUAGCAAAGUUGGCUAUUGUCAAGCUCAAGCACCUAUUGCUGCAUUUUUGCUGAUGCACAUGCCAGCGGUACAAGCAUUUUGGUGCCUUGUUGCGAUAUGUGACAAAUACCUAAUCGGUUACUAUAGUCAAGGGAUGGAAACAUUACUGCGCGAUGGAGAUAUUUUAUUUGCCUUGCUCAAAAGAGUAUCUCCUAUCGCUUACAAACAUCUGAAAAAACAAAAAAUGGAACCAAUUUUGUAUAUGACAGAGUGGUUCUUAUGCGUUUAUACACGAACACUGCCAUGGGAAAGUAUUCUACGAGUGUGGGAUAUGUUUCUUUGCGAAGGGGUUAAAGUUAUAUUCAAAGUUGGGCUAGUAUUGUUAAAAGGUAGUUUAGGUCGCACAUCUCUUGUUAAGCGUUGUCCAACAGUUUAUGAAACCCUUCAAGUAUUAAGAAAUCCUCCACAGCAUAUUAUGGAAGAAGAGACUUUGGUUUACCAGAUUCGGAAAUUAAAUCUAACCGAAGAAGAUUUCGAAUACGAGCAUCAACGUCAAGUACUAAAACGAAAAGCAGCAGAACAAGCUCCUCCUUCUACAGCCAAUUGGACAGAUUGAUAGAAGGAGAAAAUAACAUGUAAUAUGAGUACCGAGCUUACAGGUAUUACUCCAAAGUGUGCCUUCCUUUAUAUUCUUCGUAUUGUACGAUUCAUCAAAUUUAUAUAACUAUACUUUUGCAAAACGUAGAAGUAGACGUAGCAAAAUUUAAAAAGUACCUAACUUGUUUAUUAAAAAUUUAGAUAACUCGUUAAUACGUCAUACGUGAGUACACAUUCCCCAAAUAGAUAAAAUAAAUAACUUAUCCGUAUUUUCUCUACGAUAACAGAAUUAGAAAAAGAUGCACAAUAUUUGUAGUUGUUUAUAGUAAUGUUUAAUCUUGUAUUAUUUU